CUGGGCAUCCAAGAAACUCUUUCUCUGAACUCGAGUCUCAACAUCCACAACGACGACGACGACGAGACGUACACGAUGCCAAUAUCGACAGCCCUCUCCACGGCCCUGCACCCGCAGAACUGGCCGACGAGCAUCUGGGUCCUGCUCCUCACCGGCGUCGCCUACGCCGUCGGCUUCCUCGCCUACCGCCCGUCCUUCCCCCGCAACGCGCCGAAGCUGUUCAAGGGGUACCCCGUGCUGGGCACGCCGCGCUUCUUCACGGACCGGGGCAACUUCCUCACGGAGGGGAGGCGGUUCGGGAGCUCGGGGAACUGGAGCUUCUACUUUGGCAAGAUGAGGAUCGUGGGGUUGUCGGGGGAGCAGGGGCGGCAGGUCUUCUUCGAGAGUCGGGAUCUGGACUUCACAAAGGGCUACGGCGCCCUCUUCAACGCCACCCCGCGCAUCGAAGUCUCCUCCAACUCGUCGGAGGAAGACUCCUUCGCCGGCAAGUUCAACCGCAACAUCGUCCGCCUCCUGCGCAAAGAACAACUCUCGAAACGCCUCGCCUCCCUCGUCAACGACACCAACGACACGACGACCCGCCUCGCGGCCCGCGCCGACGGCAUCAGCGACCCCUUCGAGGACAUGUACCGGCUCGUGUUCCAGCUGACGAUGCGCAUGGUCGGGUGCGACGAGAUCGCCGAGGACGACGCGCUCCUCGUGCAGACGCUGCGCAUCUUCGAGAGCAUCGACGCCGCGAGCACCGCGACCAAGGUCAUGUUCCCCUGGGCGCCGACGGUGGGCCACUUCCGGCGGGUCUACAGCGGCGCGCGGAUGUACAUGAUACUGGAGAAGGUGAUCAAGGCGAGGAAGGAGAGGGGGGUCGAGGGGACGGACGCGCUGCAGUAUCUCAUGGACCAGGGCGACUCGACGGUCGAGAUGGUGGCGUUCAUCGUGGGCGCGCUGUUCGCGGGUCUGAUCAACAGCGGGAUCAACGCGGCGUACCUGCUCUGCUUCCUGGGCGCGGACGAGAAGUGGUACGGCGAGGUGAGAAAAGAAGUGGAUGGCGUGAUCGCGAAGCACCGCAAGAGCGCGGACGAGACGCCCGAGGACGUGCUCUCGCGGUUCGGGGUCGAGGACUGGGAGGCCGAGUUCCCCGUGAUCGACCUGGGGCUGAAGGAGACGAUCCGGCACACCAUCACCGGGUGCGGGUUCCGGUACAACGGGACGGGGAGGGACAUCGCGAUCGGGGCGUCCGGGGAGGUGGUCCCCGCGGACUCGUACGCCGUGUACCACUUCGACGACACGCACUUCGACGAGAGCAUCUUUGAGGAGCCGAACCGGUGGGACCCGGCGAGGUUUCUGGCGCCGAGGGAGGAGGAUAAGAGGGACGCGCACGCGUUUAACGGGUGGGGUGCUGGUCGGCAUCCGUGUUUGGGGAUGAGGUUUGCGAAAUUGGAGACGUACGUCACGACGGCGCUGUUCGUGGCCAAGUUCGACUUCCAUCUGUGCGACGAGAACGGGAAGAGGAUGGACAAGGUGCCGGAGGACUCGGUGGAUCGCAACAAGCACUCCGCGUCGAAGCCGAAGAAGAAGCUGUGUUUGAAGUAUACGCCCAGGGCCAAGUCGUAG
This is a messenger RNA of Colletotrichum karsti, 1611 nucleotides long. RefSeq names its product cytochrome P450 6A1. The record is from RefSeq and is a predicted model, not a curated record. The transcript has 3 exons. NCBI's taxonomy places the organism in Eukaryota, Fungi, Ascomycota, Sordariomycetes, Glomerellales, Glomerellaceae. Gene Ontology annotation, molecular function: heme binding; iron ion binding; oxidoreductase activity, acting on paired donors, with incorporation or reduction of molecular oxygen.